UACUAUUGAAUCGAGCUUUGGUUUCAGUGAGUUUCUAAUCGAUUUUAAACAUGAGUAAAUUGACAAACAGGUCAGCCAGCCACUUCGGUGUCCAGGAGAACCAUGAGCUGGACAGCAGGGACAAACAAGCCUGGGUGAAUCCUUCUUACAAUGGCUCCCCUCCUUCUUCUCCACGGACAAUCAGAGCCAUCUACAACCCUCAGUCUUUCAUGGCAAACCCUUAUGGGAACCUGGGGAAACUGGAGGUCCUCCCGCCUUACCCAACUGAUAUGAAAGUCAUAGAAAGUGCUGGAGAGAAGAAUAAGGAGGAGAAGCCACAAGGAUGUUGCUCCUUCAUCGCUAGAGGAAUCUGUGGACUGUGGGGGACCACGUUGACUGAAGACACAGCUGGAAAUCGAGAGAAGUACGUGAAGACAACCCUGAGGGAGCUGGUGGUGUACCUACUAUUCCUGACAGAUAUGUGUCUCUUGACAUAUGGGAUGAUGAGUUCAAACACAUACUACUACACCAAGGCGAUGUCUGACCUCUUCCUUGCAACACCCACUAGUAGUGGAGUUGACUUUCAGAGUAUCACCAAUAUGGAACAGUUUUGGGAGUUUGCUCAGGGCCCGUUGCUGGAUGGUCUCUACUGGAGUAAAUGGUACAACGACCAGCCCCUGGAUCUCGGACCUCAGUCUUUUAUAUACUACGAAAAUAUGCUGCUGGGGGUCCCCCGAAUUCGUCAGUUGAAAGUGCUGAACAACUCCUGUAAGGUUCACAAGGACUUCAGGAAUGAAAUCGAUGGCUGCUACGAUGUGUAUUACGAAGAUAAGGAGGAUGAAAACCCGUUUGGCCUCAUCAAUGGAACUGCGUGGAACUACUUUCCUGAAAAUAAACUAAAUGGAUCGUCCCACUGGGGCAUACUAACAACUUACAGUGGCAGUGGCUACUAUCAAGACCUGAACAUGACCAAGGAAGACAGCGCAUAUCUGCUGCAGAAUUUAAAGGACAAUCUGUGGUUAGAUCGCGGCACCCGAGCAGUCUUCAUCGACUUUGCUGCUUAUAAUGCCAACAUUAACCUGUUCUGUGUAGUCAGGCUUGUAGUAGAAUUCCCUGCAUCUGGUGGAGCAAUACCAUCUUGGCAGAUUCGGACAGUCAAACUCAUUCGUUACGUCAAUAACUGGGAUUACUUUGUCAUUGGCUGUGAAAUGAUGUUUUGUGUCUUCAUCUUGUACUAUAUGGUGGAGGAGAUACUGGAAAUCCGGAUCCAUAAACUGUCUUAUUUCUCAUGUGUCUGGAACAUUCUGGAUAUCGUAGUAAUCAUGCUGUCCAUCGUAGCCAUCAUAUUCAAUGUGUUUCGCACCCUGAAAGUGAAUGCUCUUUUGGGGAAGUUACUCAAGAAACCUGAUAUUUAUGCAGAUUUUGAGUUCCUAUCGUUUUGGCAAAUGCAGUACAAUAACCUAAAUGCGCUGAACCUCUUCUUUGCCUGGAUUAAGAUCUUCAAGUACAUCAGUUUUAAUAAGACCAUGGCACAGCUGUCUUCAACCCUGGCCCGCUGUGCAACAGAUAUCCUGGGCUUUGCCAUCAUGUUCUUUAUUGUGUUCUUUGCCUACGCUCAGUUAGGCUACCUUCUCUUUGGAACCGAAGUGGAGUCCUUCAGUACCUUCGUCAAGUGCAUCUUUACCCAGUUCAGAAUCAUCCUUGGUGACUUUGAUUACAAUGCUAUUGACAAGGCUAACAGAAUUCUGGGGCCGCUGUACUUUGUCACCUAUGUGUUCUUUGUCUUCUUUGUGCUGCUUAACAUGUUCCUGGCUAUUAUAAAUGACACAUACUCUGAAGUCAAAGCAGAGCUUUCUAGCCAAGAAGAUGAAUUCCAGUUUUCUGAUAUCAUAAAACAGGGCUAUUUGAAGACCAUGAUGAAGCUGAAACUGAAAAAUGAGAAGAUAUCUGAUGUGCAGAAGGCUUUAGGAUCUGGAUCCAAUGAGCUGGAGUAUGAAGAUUUUAAAAAAACCCUGAGACAAAUGGGUCACAGCAAUCAUGAGAUCUCUGAAGCCUUUGCUAAGUUCGACCAUGAUGGAAAUCAUAUCUUGGAUAAAGUAGAGCAGAACAGAAUGAUAAGUGACCUGGAGGAGAAGAAGAUGUCCCUAAAUGCAGAGAUAGAAAACCUUGGAAAAGACUACAGCAACAACACAUUUAACAAACCAGUGGAGAAUAGUAACAGCAAUGGCAUAUCACAGGCAGAGUUUCAGAUGCUGGUGCAACGAGUUGUUCAGUUGGAGCAGUCUGUUGGCAGCCUUGUGUCUAAGAUCGACGCAGUGGCAAUGAAACUGGACACACUUGAUGAAAGUAAAAUAAAACGCAAAGACCAGAUGGGCAGGAUGUGGAAUAUCAAUGAGGGUGGGAAGCAUUUUCAAGGUUAGUGCUUGGUGAAGGAGAUGGAUGACUUGGAGGGUCCUACAUUCGGAUCCAAGAACAACUGGCUUUCCAACACAGGACGAUACAAUACCAAUCAACAACCAUUUCUAGAGAAAGAGUCACAGACCCCUUCUGGCCUGCUGUACACUCGCAGAGAGAGAGAGAGAUAGAAAGAAAGAAGAACAGAUAUAACAGAUAUAUUUAAACACUGUACUAGAAAGGUAUUUCUGCCAUUCUGAUACAACAUGCACUUCAAAACUACACUGUGGCUGUGCACAUGUGUUACAUUAAUGUUGUAAAUGUGUUUAUACCCUACUUGGUUAUCUUUUCAGUCUCAAAACUGCAAGAAAGUUAUGCUAGAAUGAAUGUUGUAACAAUGUAGUUUAGGACAUUAGGGCAUUGUGACUACCCCCUACUCACACACACACACCUAAUAUUGGGUUAGUCUGCCUUUUGCCACAGUGACAGCCUGGAGUUGUUCUGGCAUAGACUCCACAACCUGACACAACCUUAUAAUACCCUAUAAAGGUUCAUUCAGCACAGUGAAGUUUGCUGUGUGUUGCAAUAUGCUUUGUCAUACCUCUUGAGCUUUACAGUGGUUACCUGUGCUUUAAAUUACAUUCACUAUGCUUUAUGGCACUUUGCUUUGCUUUUACUAUGGUAAACUAAGUAAAAACAUAUUAACAAAGUUGUUGUACUUUUUGGUGAAGGUUAAGAAAUCUAUUUAUUUAUUUUGUCGCCCCUCAGAGUGACACAAAUAUACCAGUAGUAGAUCAUUUCUUAUUUUCAAAGCUAAUGGAAUGUAAUGUUGGUAAAUAAAAGCUGUUAGUUAUGUAAAUCUUUUUGUCUCUUAAGGUCUAGGAAAGAACAACACAGCAACAAAUCUUCUCUAAUCUUCUUUUUUUUUUAUUUUUUUUAAACUGAGAG
Molecule: messenger RNA, 3321 nt
Organism: Polyodon spathula (Mississippi paddlefish)
Lineage: Eukaryota; Metazoa; Chordata; Actinopteri; Acipenseriformes; Polyodontidae
Product: polycystic kidney disease 2-like 1 protein
Exons: 15
Coding region: 51-2399 (782 amino acids)
Biological process (GO): potassium ion transmembrane transport; detection of mechanical stimulus
Cellular component (GO): membrane
Molecular function (GO): calcium ion binding; muscle alpha-actinin binding; sodium channel activity
Source: RefSeq, a predicted model, not a curated record